Nicotiana tabacum (common tobacco) is the source of this 1740-nucleotide messenger RNA. RefSeq names its product developmentally-regulated G-protein 2-like. The record is from RefSeq and is a predicted model, not a curated record. Gene Ontology annotation, molecular function: GTP binding; GTPase activity. NCBI's taxonomy places the organism in Eukaryota, Viridiplantae, Streptophyta, Magnoliopsida, Solanales, Solanaceae.
UUGACAUAUUCUUCAUUCUGAACCCUCCUCCCGGCUGUAUCGCAUUAUUCUUCUCCCCAUCUUCUUUUACUCCCAAAAUCACUGUAUUCGCCGCGAAGCAGCAGCCGGUGGCCGGUCGCCGGAGUCUCAUAAGCUAGAGAACCAUGGGGAUCAUAGAGAAGAUCAAAGAAAUUGAGGCCGAGAUGGCAAAAACCCAGAAAAAUAAAGCAACUGAAUAUCAUUUGGGUCAGCUGAAGGCUAAGAUAGCAAAGCUGAGGACACAAUUGUUGGAGCCCCCCAAAGGUUCUAGUGGCGCUGGAGAAGGUUUUGAAGUUACGAAGUUUGGCCAUGGACGUGUUGCACUAAUAGGAUUUCCAAGUGUUGGAAAGUCUACACUCCUUACAAUGUUGACAGGAACACAUUCCGAAGCUGCAUCAUAUGAGUUCACAACACUUACUUGCAUCCCUGGUAUUAUCCAUUACAAUGAUACUAAAAUUCAAUUGCUUGAUCUUCCGGGAAUCAUUGAAGGUGCAUCUGAAGGAAAGGGGCGUGGUAGACAGGUCAUUGCUGUUUCCAAGUCUGCAGACAUCGUAUUGAUGGUUCUUGACGCUUCAAAAAGUGAAGGCCAUCGGCAAAUAUUAACAAGGGAGCUGGAAGCUGUGGGCCUGCGACUAAAUAAGCGACCUCCUCAGAUAUACUUCAAGAAGAAAAAGACUGGUGGAAUUUCUUUUAACAGCACUGUGCAUUUGACACAUUUGGAUGAGAAGCUAUGCUAUCAAAUUCUGCACGAGUACAAGAUUCACAAUGCUGAGCUGUUAUUUCGUGAAGAUGUUACGGUGGAUGACCUAAUUGAUGUUAUUGAGGGAAAUCGUAAAUACAUGAAGUGCAUAUAUGUCUACAACAAGAUAGAUGUUGUUGGUAUUGAUGAUGUGGACAGAUUAUCUCGACAGCCGAACUCUGUUGUCAUCAGUUGCAACUUGAAGCUGAAUCUGGACAGACUACUUGCAAAAAUGUGGGAUGCGAUGGGUCUUGUCAGAGUUUAUACAAAGCCUCAAGGCCAGCAACCAGACUUCACAGAUCCCGUGGUCCUUUCUGCUGAUAGAGGUGGCUGUACAGUUGAAGAUUUCUGUAAUCACAUACAUCGGAGCCUUGUUAAGGAUGUGAAGUAUGUGUUGGUGUGGGGCAUUAGUGCAAGGCACUACCCCCAGCAUUGUGGCCUCGCCCAUCUGCUUCAGGAUGAAGAUGUAGUUCAGAUUGUUAAGAAAAAGGAUAAGGAAGGGGAAGGUAGAGGCCGGUUCAAAUCGCAUUCUACUGAUCCUGCUCGUAUAUCCGACCGUGUAAAGAAGGCUCCACUCAAGACUUGAUUGACCCAAAUAGUGGGGCUUUUAGUUCUAUGUGCUGAUCUUGAGGGUGUGUAUGGGCUGCACGUAGACUAUUGUUUGAAGAACAAGCUAUACAAUAAGAAUAGCUUGGGGUUUUCUCAACUUUAUGGCGUGAAGCCUAUUUAUCAGAAGAGGGUAGACGAUUUCAUUGUUGUAUUCUGUAUUUGAUCAUGUCACACUCUGCAGUCUGCAGUGUGUAUAAUAUCUGGGCACAUUCUUUCUUCCUCCAGAUAAUAUUCACUGCUGCUAAUAGUAUUAAUGUGCUAUAGAAAGUUUUGGUUUCAGUUCCUAAAAGUGUUUAGGUGAGAAUAAGUGGAUUUCUUAGCUUCAUGUUAUCUCCAUCAGUAACUUCAUGUUAAGUGUUUAGAUUUUUCUUUUC